Cylas formicarius (sweet potato weevil) is the source of this 4562-nucleotide messenger RNA. RefSeq names its product nuclear hormone receptor FTZ-F1 beta (gene Hr39). The record is from RefSeq and is a predicted model, not a curated record. The coding region runs from base 544 to 2709 and encodes 721 amino acids. Gene Ontology annotation, molecular function: nuclear receptor activity; zinc ion binding; RNA polymerase II cis-regulatory region sequence-specific DNA binding. Gene Ontology annotation, biological process: regulation of transcription by RNA polymerase II; tissue development; hormone-mediated signaling pathway. Lineage: Eukaryota; Metazoa; Arthropoda; Insecta; Coleoptera; Brentidae. The transcript is spliced from 9 exons. Gene Ontology annotation, cellular component: RNA polymerase II transcription regulator complex.
CGGUCGGCACCCAGUAGUCGUCUCACUCAGACGUACUCACUCCGGUCUGGUCGUUGAAACAAUACGAUCCGCGACGACAGUAAUAAUUGCGGUCGGGGCGAAACAGAAACGCGAUAGCCGCUUUUCUAUCGGUUUUUAUGUUCCGUCUCUUUUCGGCUCGUCCGCCGGUUGUGUCGCGUUGGUGGCGGAUCUAUGGUGGCGAUUGAAGUGCCGUUGUACCUGACGAUGACCUUGGGGUCGGACACGUGACCAAGGGCCUUGACCUUACCCCCACCGCCGGCUCUUCGGUGUCAGUUCUGUGGAUUUUUUUCGAGCUUCGGUGCGCUUUGUUCGUACGCAACGCCAUAGAGGAAAAUCGUUUGCGUUUUGAUCCGAUUGCCCGCCAGCGGUGUAAAAACCAUCCCUCCCCUCCCCAAGUUACGGAUGAACCCUGCCAAAUACCGUGCCGACGACGUUUCGUUGAAAUUGCCGCCGUCAGAUCGGAAACAUGACCCGCCCGCCGUCGACGGCAGGUGAUCGUCGGUGAUCAUCCGAUCGGCGGGUAUGGCGACCGACAUGCGGUCGCCGAACGUCUCGAUCACGCCUAUCAACAUGGAACCGUACACGCCCACGCCGCCGCAGCUGACGAAUGGCGUCGCGGAACCGCCCAGGACGAGAAGCGCGCCGCAUCCCGCAGCGAUGGGCGUGACCAACGGCGCGCCCGACGUCGACGUCACCGACGCCGAAGUGGCUCGUAUCGAGUUUCAGUCGGUGAACAUGCGCAACAAGACGAAGAGGGAGGAGAUGCCUAGACCGAUGAGCUGGGAGGGGGAACUGAGCGACGGCGAACGGGAAGGGAUGUGCGUGGACGAGAACAGCGGCGGUCCGCAUUUGCCCGAGAACCUGUCGAUAUCGGCCGCGCCGAAACACGGCUCCAUGGUCGACCUGAAGGAGAGCCCGAUCCUGCGACUGAAACAGCCCCCGAUGGGCAGUUACUCGCUGCACAGUACCCCGUCGAACUCGCCGUUACUGAGCCAGCGCCAUCCGGUCACCGGGGCGCCGAUGAUCGGCCCCAAGGAUCUCAUGCAGAAAGCGUUGAACGUGCCGGCGACGCCGAGCCCCGACUCGGCCGUCCACUCGGCUUACAGCGUGUUCAGCUCGCCCAAUCAGAGUCCGCUCACUCAGCGUCACGUUAACCUUACGCCUAACCUCAGCCGCAACAAUUCAGACGCGUCGCAUUCUAGCUGCUGCAGCUAUUCCAGCGUGUCUGUGUCGGUAUCGCCGACGCAGCAAUUCUCGCCCACCCACAGUCCCGUUCAGGGACGCCAUGUACACAACAAUAUCCACAGCAGUCCCCUGCACCACAACGUCCUCUACCGGAGCCUGCAGGAGGAGACGGCGCUCGCGCAGGCGCAGUAUCAACCGGACCCGGACCCGUCGGGGGGCGGGGCGGCAUGCGCAGACGACGGCGAGGACAAGACCGGUCUUUUGCACGCGUCUUUGCCCGCGCAGCCCGGGAUAUCGAGGCAGCAGUUGAUCAACAGCCCCUGCCCGAUCUGCGGGGAUAAAAUUUCCGGAUUCCAUUACGGCAUCUUCAGCUGCGAGAGCUGCAAGGGCUUCUUUAAGAGGACUGUGCAGAAUAGGAAGAACUACGUGUGCCUGAGAGGGGCGCAGUGUCCGGUGACGGUGGCCACUCGCAAGAAAUGUCCCGCGUGUCGCUUCGACAAGUGCCUGCAGUGCGGCAUGAAGUUGGAAGCGAUCAGGGAGGACAGGACGCGGGGCGGACGCUCGACUUACCAGUGCUCGUAUUCUCUGCCGCCGUCGUUGGCCGGGCAGACGGAGCUGCGCGGGGGCGCGGGAGACGCCCAUCCCGCGUUCGCGGUCAAGCUGGAACCGCCCGACGGCGGCUGCGCGCCGCCCCACCACAAGCGCAACAACUUCCCCGGUUCUAAGGGUGUCCCCCCGCUAUUGCAAGAGAUAAUGGAGGUCGAGCACCUGUGGCACUACAACGAGUCGGAACUGAACAAGCUGAGCGCCGAGGGUCACCUAGGCAAGGACGGGGGCAGCGGGGCGGUUCACAAUUUGUCCAACCAUCCGUUGCUAGCCGGCACCGCCCUCGCCGGUACCGAGACCAAUCCCGACUUUGUCGCGAACCUGUGCAAUAUCGCCGACCAUCGCCUCUACAAGAUCGUCAAGUGGUGCAAGAGUCUUCCCCUGUUCAAGAACAUUUCGAUCGACGAUCAAAUAUGUCUGCUGAUCAACUCAUGGUGUGAGCUUCUGCUGUUCUCCUGCUGUUUCCGGUCCAUCUCUAGCCCGGGUGAGAUUAAGGUGUCCCUCGGGAAGAGCAUAACGUUGGCGCAGGCGCGCGACAUGGGGAUGCAAGCGUGUAUCGAGAGGAUGCUCAACUUCACGGAGCAGCUGCGCCGCCUCAAAGUCGACCAGUACGAGUACGUCGCCAUGAAGGUCAUAGUGCUGCUGACGUCAGACACGUCCGAGCUGAGGGAGGCUGAAAAGGUGAGGGCGUCGCAGGAGAAGGCGCUCAAAGCGUUGCAGGAUUACACGCUGUCGCACUAUCCGGACAGUCCGGCCAAGUUCGGCGAACUGCUUCUGCGCAUCCCCGAGCUGCAAAGGACUUGUCAGGUGGGCAAGGAAAUGCUGACGAUCAAGUCGAAGGACGGGGAGGGGCCGAGUUUCAACCUGCUGAUGGAACUGUUGCGCGGCGACCACUGAGACUUCAGCGUGCCUUAUAGCUUACGGUGGCGGGCUCAUACUUACAGACAGUAUUUCGCUUAAUAUUUUUUUUAUCUUUUUUUUUUUUAAUGAUUUUUCGUUUAGCGCGAAGGCGGAAACUAUGACGUACUUAUUUAGGGACAUCCCGCGGCGGAUUCGACGUUUCGGUUUUUUUCCCUCUCCUCUCUCUCACCAACAUCAUCGUCGUCGCAUUGUUUUUUCUUGUUAGGUUUAGGCGUUAUGGGAUCUGCGCGGUUCCCGAGAGUUUUGUACAUAUACAUUUUAAGUUUCUAUUUUGAUAUAUUCUUUAUUAUACAUUUAUAUAGGGCUAUUUAUUGCCGCCUAGGACGACGGUAUCUUUUUUACAUAAUAGUUUAGCGCGCGCGGGUGGGGGGGGGCGGCCGGUGACGAGUUGGACGCUCGUACGUACAUAUUUUUCGAAGCACAAUACGGCGUGACCCGGGGUCAAACCGUCAAACGUCUCAAAUCAGUUUUUCAGAUUAAAAUGAAACUUUUUCCCCUAAUCGUAAUAAGUUUUUACUAAAAAAAUAUAUGUUUUUUUAAUUAUUCGAAAUCCUCUUUUAUGAUUUUGACAAUGUAUCAAUUCCAGAGGCAAAAAUCAUACUUUUUAAGAUUAGAUCAUAUUUCCGUAUUUGCAAAAUUUCAAUUAGAAAUGGACAAUUAGACUUCAAAGUUGCAAAUUGAGGUGACAAUUGGAAGUUCGUUAAAUCUUACAAGAUUUGAAUGCAUAUUUAGCAAGUUCUGUUGGUCUGCGCACAUUGACAAAUUUUACCCUUUCAAAUUCAUUUUAACGUACAAAGUCUGAUGUGUGGGUAGAGAAUUGUAUCAUUUGAAAUUAGAAUUAAAAUAACACAUAACGGGCAAAUAUGUAAAAGAGAAAGAUCACUAUUACUAAACAGGAGACGUUUAUAUAAUAUAUAACGAAAAUAAAUCACUUCAGGGCGCCUCUAAAAAAUUCGAACGAAUUUUUAGAUACAGAAAAAUGAAAUAUAUAAUGGUGUCCAAAAAAAGUGGGUUUUGGUGGCAAAACAAACACCGAAUGUCACCGCGAAAGCAGUUCCCCUCGAUCUGUAGAUAUAGGGUGGUUUUGUAUCUGUGUGCAAUCAAAUAUGUGGUAACUGGUCUCCCAAUUUUCGAUCUUUUUUUUUUUUUAAUAUAAAAAAAAGGUUUUUUGCAGGACGUCCAAUUCGUCGUGGAUCGCCCAGUAUAUGCGCUUAAAAAUCGGCGUUUUGUAUGCAAUAUAAGCCGGAGAGUUCGUUACGGCGCGCGUGUCUCCGCCCAUUUUUCUUUUAUACACGGAGGCGCGGCGCGGCGGUCGCGGGUCGAACCUCGCGCGACCGCAGUGCCGCCCCCCGGCGAACGGUAGAACUAUCAUUCCAACGGUAUCCGACUCUUGAGAUAAUCUGUAGUUAAACUACGCUAGAGCGACUAUUGUUGUAAAUAGUCUUUGAAGAAUGUUAUUUAUUUUUACAACACCGAAAAUAUAUAUAUUUUGCUUGAUAGAUACGAACGAAUAGCCUCCAAAAAGUGCGCGUUUCAGAAAAGUUCCCUUUCUUUUGAGUGCCACCGCUUUCGGUGCCCUCGCAUAUUGGGCAUAAUAAUUUACGUAAUUCUUUACACACACACACACACACCUUUUGACGCUUAAAUUCCGUACUGUUUAUCGUUAGGGAAACUAUUUUAAUAAAGUAAAUCAAAAGACUUAUGGGGUGGCCUUGUACAAGCUGCGUUUUUUGCGCAGCUCUAAAAACGACCCUGAACCCGACUUUUGUACUCAACUUUUUAAAGCAAAUAUACAAAACUCCUUUUUGUAUUGAAAUAUAUAACGUGAA